Messenger RNA from Microstroma glucosiphilum, 2049 nucleotides. RefSeq names its product patatin-domain-containing protein. Gene Ontology annotation, biological process: lipid metabolic process. The record is from RefSeq and is a predicted model, not a curated record. The transcript has a single exon. Gene Ontology annotation, molecular function: triacylglycerol lipase activity. NCBI's taxonomy places the organism in Eukaryota, Fungi, Basidiomycota, Exobasidiomycetes, Microstromatales, Microstromataceae. The annotation marks the transcript as partial.
UCAUCGACUCGCACGGAUCGUCAGAAAGCCUCGUUCAGGACGAGGACCCGGUCCGGCAUUUCCUCUUUCCUCUCGCCCCGACCAGCAACAGAGAUGCUGGACCCUCUCCUCACUCAGCCCUUUUCAGAUCCAGAUGCCAUUGGCGCUUUCGCUGAAGCCUUGAGAGAAGACCAAGGCAAACAGGAGCUCCCCAUUGCUGCUCUCUCCACUGCAGGCGCGGCAGCGCAGGCUUGGGCGAAGCUCGGGUUCUCCUCCUCGUCCAAGUCGCCUCAGCUUACUUCAGGGAGUCCUUCCCUGCUCUCUCCUGAUGGACAUGCUCCAGCGAGUACGCCCACCUUGACAGUACCCUCGGCAGAGCAGCGCAAGGUUGGCAAGAUUUCGGCAGUAUCCGAUUUCGCUCCCAUCAGGGAGAGAACUGCCCGGCGGCCCGCUCGGGGAGCUCAAGACACCGGCAGGAGAGAAGGACUGCUCUACUCCAUGCUACGGUGGCCCCUCUUGCUCACCAUCUUCCUGGUCAUCGGUCUCGAGUUUGCGGCGUAUGUCUUUACUCGCCAAAUCGUUAAUGUAGUCGAGUGGCUGGUGGCUCACCGGGGCAGGAAAGGGGUCCUGAGACGUCAGAUGCGCAACGCCAAGGACUUUCAGACAUGGAAGGAUACUGCCCUUGAGCUGGAUGAUCAUAUGGAACAUGAUGCUUGGAAGAGGCAAGACAGCUCUGGGCUCUACGACUGGAUUCUAGUCAAAAAAGUGUCUCACUCACUCAAGACUUUCAGAGAACAGGAUGACGUACAAGAGCUGAUGCUGGUCCUCACGCUGUGCUGCACCAACAAUUUCGCCGGUACGGAGAACUUCAGACUGUACAGUGAGACGUACUACGGCUCGAAGUACCUGAUCGAAGCCUACCUUGCUGAAGUUGAGCUUGGCCUAGACUACAUGUCGAAAACGGAGAAGAUUCCACUGGAACAGAAGAGAGCAUUCUUUCGCGACGUUGCCAAGAAUCUAGGCAAAUCAGGUCUGGCUCUCUCAGGCGGUGGAUCGUUCGGCUACUACCACAUUGGACUUGUCAAAGCCCUGUUAGACGCAAACCUGCUUCCUCGCAUCGUGUCGGGGACCAGUGCCGGAGGGCUCAUUGCAGCACUAACCUGUACUCGUACCGACGAGGAGCUUUCUCGCCUUCUCGUUCCCGAGCUGGCGGACCGCAUCACAGCCUGCGAGGAGCCUAUCACCAUCUGGGCCAAGAGGGCUUGGCAGACAGGUGCCCGCUUCGACCCUAUCGAAUGGGCGGAGAAGGCGUCUUUCUUCACGCUUGGAUCCCUGACCUUCGAGGAGGCUUUCAAGCGUACUGGCAAGGUAUUGAACGUCUCUGUCAUUCCAUCAGAGAAGAACAGUCCCGUCAAACUGCUCAAUCACAUUACAGCGCCGAGGUGUGUGAUAUGGUCUGCCCUCCUUGCCUCGGCGGCGGUUCCGGGCUUGCUGCCGCCGGUAUGUCUGAUGCAGAAGACAAGGAAGGGCGAGUACGUUCCCUGGAACUGGGGUCAUCGCUUCAGAGACGGCAGUCUCAGGGUCGACAUUCCUCUUCAAGAUCUCCACUCAAUGUUCCAGGUCAAUUAUCCAAUUGUCUCGCAAGUCAAUCCUCAUGUGCAUCUCUUCUUCUUUGCGCCGAAGGGCAUGCCUGGCCGCCCUGUCGCGCACCGCAAGGGCAAAGGCUGGAGGGGAGGCUUCCUGCUCAGCGCAUCUGAGCAUGUUCUCAAGCUUCACCUCUCUGUCAACUUCAAGAUCAUUCGAGAUCUGGACUUGCUUCCGGCCAUUCUAGGUACCGACUGGUCCGGCGUCUUCCUACAACGCUUUGGCGGUGCAGUGACAAUCUGGCCAAAGACAAGAUUCCUAGACUGGGUCCGCAUCUUGUCCGAUCCUGACCGUCCAGAGCUGAGGAGGAUGAUCAGGGUCGGUCAGCAAGCAACAUGGCCUAAGCUACACAUGAUUGAGAAUCGAAUUCGAUUGGAGAGGGCCGUGGCGCGGGGGAGGAAAGCCUGCAGGAGAGCACUGAGAGCC